AACUCAAAAGCAUUUCCGGAUUGCAAAUGGGUUUGACAAUUGUUAAUGUUAACUGUUUCAGAAAUGUUCGAAGAAUAAAAAACUAAUUGGAUAUUAUUACAAACAGAAAUGGCGUGUACAGUGUAGCAACCAGAAGGGAUGAAUGAAGAUGGUAUUUUAUGGAUUGUUGUAGCGGUCUGCUGUGCUGUCUUGUUCACCAUUACAGUAGUUAUUGCCAGUAUAGCAAUUAAAUGGUAUUGUAGACGUUCUGGACCACCAAGAAUAAUACGUCAAAGUGCCGAGAAUCAAAGUCCCGCAGUUCCAAUGUCUGAUAUAGAACUAAAUGACACUAUUUCUGAUCAAAGACAGGUAGAACAAUAUCAAAAUGAUGAUAAUAUGAUGCAGGAACAAGUUUACCAGAUAUACAAUGAAUCUCCACAUCCAGACCCAUCAGCACCCCCUCUUCCACCGGAAUAUUAUAUGGAAUAUACUUGACACUAGAAUGGAGAUACAAAUUAUAUGUUGUGUGCGCUUAAACAUUUAACUGAUUUCUUAGUUAAAUGUCAUAGAAUGCAAAAUAUUCAUAUUUGUGUCAGUUUACCAUUCAUAAUCAUUUAAUGGUAUAUUGUAAAAUUACUUUCUCACUUUCAUCUAGUUUAUUUUAAUGUAAACAUACAUUUGUACAGUUAUUUGAAAAAUGUAGAAUAUUCAGUCUAAGUGUG
Molecule: messenger RNA, 701 nt
Organism: Mercenaria mercenaria
Lineage: Eukaryota; Metazoa; Mollusca; Bivalvia; Venerida; Veneridae
Exons: 4
Coding region: 139-474 (111 amino acids)
Source: RefSeq, a predicted model, not a curated record